Molecule: messenger RNA, 1527 nt
Organism: Rotaria sp. Silwood1
Lineage: Eukaryota; Metazoa; Rotifera; Eurotatoria; Philodinida; Philodinidae
Source: the annotation of a GenBank genome assembly
AUGCUUACAUUGGACCAAGAAAAUUUACUUGAAUAUCAACCAAAAACACUCAAUAAACAUAAUCAACAACGCCGACAAUUUUUACCGACGUUUCCAAAUCAGCCAAAUCAACCGAUAAAAAAUGCACCAUUACUUCUAGCUAGUGUACCAGCAGAGAAGUUAUGUGUCAUUGAAUUAACCCGACGAUCUCCAGGUGUUUAUCCAGAUCCAUGGAAUUCAAAAGAUAGCACAGAAAUACACUCCUAUGUGUACAUUGUUUAUGAAAAUUUACUCGAUCCUUUAAAAACACGUUUAAAUGUCGAUACAUCCAUUCUUGAUUAUAAUUUAUAUCGACUUCAUCAUUUUAUUGAUGUUUUCAUUAGUAAAUAUCGCACAUAUCAAGGUUCAGAUUUUCUAUUUGAUCAUCAUUUUCAAGUGCCAGCACAUGACAAAUUUUUGCGGCGAUUAGAUCCAUAUGAAUUAAUUAUUUUAUUAGAGUUCUUCUUACAACUUGACGUGGAUACUUUCUUCUGGAAAACAUGCACAUUUCGAAUAACGGCUAGUUUACCAAUGAAAAUGGGAUUAUUUUGUACGGAGGAUGUAACAAAUUCAUUGAUCCAAAAUAUGAAACCAUGUCAACAAUUGUUUUGUACUUUAUGUCCAGCUAAACCCGAUUCAGAUUCUACUAGAAGCACUCCAAUUGAAUUUUCAACAUCAGGACAAAAGCAUCGUUUUAUUAACGGCUAUGAAGCCAUCUUGAAUUGUCCAGCCAAUUGUCAAACAAAUAAUAUAAUUUAUGUUAUCACAUGUGUCUGUGGUGAAUACGAUUAUAUUGGUUCGACACGAUAUUCAUUAAAUGAGGUCAUUGAAUACCAUCGACAACAUGCCAAUCGUCUUAUGAUUGAAUAUUUAUUAAACGGCAAACCGUUUUCAGUUCCAUGUACUUGUACCGAAAUUGAAUUCGAUAAGCAGCGUGCCAAUAAACAGCGUCUCUAUCAACAUUUUACACAUUGUACAAAAGCUUUACAAUUAUUUCUCGAAUAUAAUCCUGAGUAUUGGUCAUUCGUUCCGAUGCAAGUUACUGAUGCACAUUUCGACGAUUUAUCAUACAAAAACAUAACAGAUGACAAUACAAAACAGGGUUUACCAAACAUUGAAAAUGUUUAUCUUGCUCGUGUUCCAAAACCACCACCAGGCUAUACUUUUUCACAACGCCAACAAGAUGCACAAUGUCAAUUUUUUGAAAAUUUUCAACCACAACACUAUCAGUUCUAUUCAACACUAGAUUUUUAUCGUGCUACUAUUGUUGCUGUUCUACCAAUUCCAUGUUCAACAAUGCUUCGACAUCUGAUUGAGAUUCUAUUUAUUACUCAUACAGAAACGAAAUUAAAUUGUUUCAAUUUAUUUACAGGUUCAACUGAUCUCUUAUAUGGUUUACCUUAUAAUCAAGGUAAAAUUUGGUGUGAAAAUUUAUUAAGUCCAUCCAUAGCUUGCUUUCUUCCAUCCAGAGAUACAACAACAUUUGUUAAAUCACAAUAUGAUAAGUGA